Anoplopoma fimbria (sablefish) is the source of this 1523-nucleotide messenger RNA. It is a transcript of the gene foxd2, whose product is annotated as forkhead box D2. Bases 71 to 1174 code for a protein of 367 amino acids. Lineage: Eukaryota; Metazoa; Chordata; Actinopteri; Perciformes; Anoplopomatidae. The transcript has a single exon. Gene Ontology annotation, molecular function: DNA-binding transcription factor activity, RNA polymerase II-specific; RNA polymerase II cis-regulatory region sequence-specific DNA binding. Gene Ontology annotation, biological process: cell differentiation; regulation of transcription by RNA polymerase II; anatomical structure morphogenesis. The record is from RefSeq and is a predicted model, not a curated record.
UAGAGGAGGAGGAUAAGGAGGGGAGGCAAUCUGGGAGAGAGAGAGGGGAAGAGAAGCGGCGUCUCCGAGGAUGACUUUAGGGACGGAUAUGUCCGACAGCUCUGCAUUGUCCGAGGAUGUGGACAUCGAUGUGGUCGGGGGUGACAUAUCCGUAGGAAAGGACGGAAAGUACACUGACCACGAGUUCAGCCUGGACAAUGACUCGGACGAUAAUUACUCCCAGAACGCGGCCGAGAGAGGUUCUUCUCCCGGGCUCAGCAGCUCCGACUGCCCGUCAGACCAGAUGGGCUCCGGCGCAGAGGUCGGGACCGCCGUCGGGGAGAAAUCCCGAAAGGGCGCCCUGGUGAAGCCCCCGUACUCCUACAUCGCCCUGAUCACCAUGUCCAUCCUGCAGAGCCCCAAGAAGCGGCUCACCCUCAGCGAGAUCUGCGAGUUCAUCAGCAACAGAUUCCCGUACUACCGGGAGAAGUUCCCCGCAUGGCAGAACUCAAUCCGGCACAACCUUUCCCUGAACGACUGCUUCGUGAAAAUCCCUCGGGAGCCCGGUAACCCAGGGAAGGGCAACUACUGGACCCUGGACCCGGACUCCGCGGACAUGUUCGACAACGGGAGCUUCUUGCGCCGGAGGAAGCGCUUCAAGAGGCACCAGGCUAACGAGAUCCUCCGGGAGGCUGGAGGCUUUCUGCCCGGGUUUGGAUACAGCCCGUACGGAUACAACUAUGGACUUCAGCUGCAGAACUUCCACGCUGCCCACAACCCGUACCACCCACACCACACAGGCGGUUCAUUCCCGUUCCCCAACGCCCCCUGCACCUUGCCCUCAUCGGCCUCCAUAUUCCCCGCACCGCAUCACCUUCCCUCCCUUCUGGGGGCCGAUUUGAGAAAGCCCUUUUACCCCCAGCUCAGCCCGUCUCUGCCGCCUCUCAAGACGGACUCCAGCACUCCGAGUCGGCCCUCGUUCUCCAUAGACAAUAUCAUCGGCGCGGCCAACUCCACCGGCUCUUCCUACGGCGUGCAGCCGGGCAGCCAGGCUCAGAUCCUGGCCAUAUUAACCCCAACGCUGGCCUCUGCUUCCAAUCAUUUGACUCUAUCGCAGGACAGCAUAUUACAGGCCGGGCCACAGGGUCAGACUUUUUCCAGCAAAACCCCAAAUAUGAACACUUGUCCUUUCUAAAGAAAAAAAAAAAAUUAAAAAAAAACAAAUGGCAAGAAUGAAAAUCUUUUAUUAUAAAGCCAAUUGUGGCUCCGUCCUGUACAUUCUUGUUGAAAAAAACCCCAGAAUGUACUGGCUCUCCCCAUUUCCAAUCAAUGUAAGAGGAGAGACAGGUUUAUUUAUGGUGUGUAAAUAUGUGUAUAAAUAUUGAGAGACAAAAAGCAAGAAGGGUCUUUUUAAAAACAGUGCUGACCUGCAAUCUGGCGUGUGGCCUCCAUUUGUCAGUGGGAGAGAAAAAAAAAAGAUCCUGUUAUUUUUUAACAUAAGUUAAAAGGUGUCACCCAUGGCUACGGGGAUGAUUUUUUUUUUU